Molecule: messenger RNA, 1245 nt
Organism: Symbiodinium sp. CCMP2592
Lineage: Eukaryota; Dinophyceae; Suessiales; Symbiodiniaceae
Source: the annotation of a GenBank genome assembly
AUGUCUCGGCCAAACCGUCGUGCCGCCCGUUUGUCUGCACAUCUAGUUCCUCGCCUUUGCAAAGACUCAUUCGGGGCCUGCGGUUGCAACUCGCCACGGCAAAGUCAGGGAAGCCUGAUUCCUCGCAUUUGCCGCAAUGACCCGGCAACAGGCUAUAGUUGGAGAGAUGUUCAUGAUGAUCUUGAGGCUGGGGUCUAUGCGGGAUGCUAUGGUUGGGACCAUGCUGCCUACUGGGGCAUCGCUGAGGCCAAGGCGGGGGUCGACUUGAAGGAAUGGUACAAAACUCGAACAGAGGCCGAGUUUUAUUUGCCGGAGUUCAAGGAGCUGAUUGAGGACCCAGGGACUCACAAGGAUUGGGAUCGCAUCUCUACCUUUGACCCCUUGGGCAUGACAGCACAUCCUCCCACCAUUGCCGCUUGCAAAGCCAAGCUGGAUAUUCCAGAGCUCAAGGACUUGCGCAUCGACGGUAAAGUCGUUCUGCCCUCGAACGAGAUUGUCACAUCAAAGUGUGCCAUCAGCUAUGCCUGGAACAUUCCUCUCAUGGCAGAGAGGGUGGGCCUCAGUGAGCAAGAGCUGCGGGAAGCCCUGCACAAGUUCUCCCAUGACAGCCGGCUGCUGGACCCCAACGUGAAGACCUAUCUUCCGCCUGUCGGUGGGCUCACAAUCUACACUUUUGGUGAUGCAAGGAAGCUCAAGGAUGAAAGGACAGAGGUGUGCGUUCGCGUGCACGAUGAGUGCAUCGGCUCGGAUGUAUUCGGAAGCGAUAUCUGUAGCUGCCGGCCCUACCUCAUCUUCGCACUGCGCGAGGCUGUCGAGUGUGCCCAGCGGGGUGGGGUUGGUGUCGUGAUUUACUUCAGGAAGGAGGGUCGCAGCCUUGGUGAAGUGAUCAAGUUCAGGGUGUACAAUGCCCGUGUGAAUCAAGACGGUGGAGAUCGCCCGGAGAUGUAUUUCCACCACACGGAAGCCAUUGCCGGCAUCCGAGAUGCACGUUUCCAGACUAUGAUGCCGGACGCCCUGAAUUGGAUGGGAAUCCGACGCAUCGAUCUUCUGUGCUCUAUGAGCAAUGAGAAGUAUGAAGCAAUCACUGGCGCUGGCAUCCAGGUCGUGAAGCGUGUGGACCUUCCUGAGACCUACAUCAAAGACAGCAUGAAGGUCGAGCUUGACGCCAAGAUCGCGAGUGGAUAUCACUCUGACAGAGUGGAGCAAGAGCAGUUGCUACACACGUCGGUCGGUAGCCCCCGAUAG